This is a messenger RNA of Nelumbo nucifera (sacred lotus), 1294 nucleotides long. RefSeq lists its product as uncharacterized. The record is from RefSeq and is a predicted model, not a curated record. NCBI's taxonomy places the organism in Eukaryota, Viridiplantae, Streptophyta, Magnoliopsida, Proteales, Nelumbonaceae.
CCAUAAAUAUUCUCCACACUGCACACAAAUCCAUCAAUCUUUAUUUACUGCUUCACAAUACAAAUCAUCUCUCUCUCUCUCUUAAAGGUCUCCAAUUAUGAUCUCAUCUGUCAUCAUGAAACUGUAAUUUCACCACCAAACCAAGAUAUAUAAAGGACCCUUUACUCCAGAGGCUCGAACUAGAAUCUUAAUAGCUCCUCAGAAAAUUCAGUUUGCUCCGGAGGGUAAGAGGAAAACAGAGACAGAAGAAAAAUGGGUAGCUUGGAAGAGGAGCAGCUGGUUCAGAUGGUCUAUGAUUUCAUUGAAGAAGAAUCAUCUUCAUCGACUUCUUAUACUAGACAAGAAGUCCUGCAACUUCAUCAUCAGUCCGCAUACCUCACGUUACAGGAAAUUCUUGGGACUGUCAAAGAUUCAGAGAUUGUCAUUCUAGAAAAGGUCUUGAAGUAUAUGAGAAAUAUGGCUGCUGGGAAGGUUGCUAAUCUGAAGAAGUGGCUUGUGAUGAGGUUGAGAAUGGAUGGUUAUGAUGCUUCUGUCUGUAAAACUUCCUGGGUUACCACCUGCAAUUGUCCUGGAGGUGAUUACGAGUACAUUGAUAUUAUGAUGGAGGAUGAGAAUAGUGACCCAUUGAGAUUGAUAAUAGACAUAGAUUUCAAAUCUCAAUUCGAACUGGCGAGGCCUACAUCAACUUAUGCACAACUCUCAGACACUCUUCCAUCCAUCUUUGUUGGGAGUGAAGGCAAGCUUAACGAGAUAAUCUCUCUACUCUGUGCAGCUGCCAAACAGUCACUAAAAGAGAGCGGUCUCCACAUUCCUCCAUGGAGGACAGCCAGCUACAUGCAGUCCAAGUGGCUCUCAGAGCAUCAGAGAAUUCCAAUUGCUCCCGUCAUGGCUUCCAAAAGAGACUUUGGCAGGAUUAACAAUGACGCAAAAAAUGGUGGUCAUUCAUCCAAACCCAGCAAAUGGGCACCUCCGGCUGUGAAGCCUAAGAGAAGAGAUUUGGGUAGUAGGUCUGGCUUGUCUAGCCAAUUUUCCAAAACGAGCAUAGAUUGCUGCUAAAUCUAGCUUGAGGAAGAGGAACAGAUUGUUCUCAGUUUUGUUUCAUUUUUCUGGUCAUUGAAGGAUCUUUCUUUUUUGUUAUUGAGUUGUGAGACUUCACUUUUUUGUAUUGAGGAAUUGAUUACAGCAAUGAAUGUAUUGCUUUUUCUUCUACAUGGUCCUUCCUCCUAAAAGCUUUGCUAAAUUUGCAAUUAAUGCAGAUGGAAAAGAAAACAUCAAAAAAGAUCAAACCACCCAA